Drosophila novamexicana is the source of this 2915-nucleotide messenger RNA. RefSeq names its product heat shock 70 kDa protein cognate 5 (gene Hsc70-5). The transcript has 6 exons. Gene Ontology annotation, cellular component: mitochondrion; cytoplasm. The record is from RefSeq and is a predicted model, not a curated record. Gene Ontology annotation, molecular function: misfolded protein binding; ATP-dependent protein folding chaperone; heat shock protein binding. NCBI's taxonomy places the organism in Eukaryota, Metazoa, Arthropoda, Insecta, Diptera, Drosophilidae. Gene Ontology annotation, biological process: protein refolding; cellular response to unfolded protein. Bases 341 to 2401 code for a protein of 686 amino acids.
GUUUGUAUUGCCGAAUUAUUAAAUACACAAAUUUCAAAUCAAAUCUGCAAAGCUUUGUAAAUAAUUUAAAGAAAUCACACAAAUACACUUGCCACUUAAAAACGCUGGCAGCUCUGUGGGUCACACUCAAUGCAACGCUGCGUGUUUUGUUUCAAUUCCGUCAAAACCGACUGUUCCUGAGCGCUGUUCACAUCUCUGUCUUCUGUCUUUAUCCAGCCCUCGUAAGGGAAACGUGCUCGUGGUUCGCUCUGACGAAAUUUUCGCCUUAAAGCGGUGCAGUUUGCAGCUGUUUUAUUUGAUAACUAGUAGCAGUGUGAAAUUAAGAAAGUAAUAUACCAAUAUGCUGCGCGUUCCCAAACUUUUGCCACGCCUUGCGCGCCAGGCCAGCCUUGCAGCAUCAUCGAAUAUGCCUGCAGGUUCUAGCAUAUUCCGCAAUCUGCCCGGUGCCUGCAAUGGAUUCUCUGGUCAAAUGCGUUACAAAUCUGGCGAAGUUAAGGGUGCUGUCAUCGGCAUUGAUUUGGGCACCACCAACUCCUGCUUGGCUGUGAUGGAGGGCAAACAAGCCAAGGUGAUUGAGAAUGCGGAGGGCGCGCGCACAACACCCUCACAUGUUGCUUUCACCAAGGAUGGCGAACGUUUGGUUGGCAUGCCGGCAAAGCGUCAGGCGGUCACCAACUCGGCAAACACUUUUUAUGCCACAAAGCGUCUGAUUGGCCGCCGCUUUGAUGAUCCUGAGGUGAAGAAGGAUAUCACUAAUCUGUCGUACAAAGUUGUGAAGGCUUCCAAUGGCGAUGCCUGGGUAUCCUCCACAGAUGGCAAAGUGUACUCGCCCUCACAAAUCGGUGCCUUCAUUCUCAUCAAGAUGAAGGAGACCGCUGAGGCGUACCUCAACACACCCGUCAAGAAUGCCGUGGUCACUGUGCCCGCCUACUUCAACGACUCGCAGCGUCAGGCUACCAAGGAUGCUGGUCAAAUCGCUGGCCUGAAUGUCUUGCGCGUUAUUAAUGAGCCAACAGCAGCAGCGCUGGCUUACGGUAUGGACAAGACCGAAGAUAAAAUUAUUGCUGUAUACGAUUUGGGCGGUGGUACUUUUGAUAUUUCCAUUUUGGAAAUCCAAAAGGGCGUCUUCGAGGUGAAGUCCACCAACGGCGACACUCUGCUGGGCGGAGAGGAUUUCGACAAUGCCAUCGUGAACUUUUUGGUGUCCGAGUUCAAAAAGGACAGCGGUAUUGAUAUACGCAAGGACAAUAUUGCCAUGCAGCGUCUUAAGGAGGCAGCGGAGAAGGCUAAGUGCGAGCUGUCGUCAUCACAACAAACAGACAUCAAUUUGCCCUAUCUGACCAUGGACUCCGCUGGACCCCAGCACAUGAAUCUGAAAAUGACUCGCUCCAAGCUGGAAAGCCUUGUCGGUGAUCUCAUCAAGCGCACCAUUCAGCCAUGCCAGAAGGCGUUGUCCGAUGCCGAGGUAUCUAAGUCUGAAAUCGGUGAAGUUCUGUUGGUCGGCGGCAUGACGCGUAUGCCCAAGGUGCAGUCCACAGUGCAGGAACUGUUCGGACGCCAGCCUUCGCGUUCGGUGAAUCCCGAUGAAGCUGUUGCCGUUGGUGCCGCCGUUCAGGGCGGUGUCUUGGCCGGCGAUGUCACUGAUGUGCUUCUGCUUGAUGUCACUCCCCUCUCGUUGGGUAUUGAGACGUUGGGCGGUGUUUUCACGCGCCUGAUUUCGCGCAAUACCACCAUUCCCACCAAAAAGUCGCAGGUGUUCUCAACGGCUAGCGAUGGCCAGACUCAGGUUGAGAUUAAGGUGCACCAGGGCGAGCGUGAAAUGGCUAACGACAACAAACUGCUGGGCUCCUUCACACUGGUCGGCAUUCCGCCAGCGCCCCGUGGUGUGCCUCAGAUUGAGGUUGUCUUCGAUAUUGAUGCCAACGGCAUAGUGCAUGUCUCUGCCAAGGACAAGGGUACCGGCAAGGAGCAACAGAUUGUGAUCCAGUCGAGCGGAGGCCUCAGCAAGGAUGAAAUCGAAAACAUGAUCAAGAAGGCCGAAGAAUACGCCAGUGCUGAUAAGAAGAAGCGCGAACUGAUCGAAAUUGUUAACCAGGGCGAGAGCAUUGUACACGACACAGAGACCAAAAUGGAAGAAUUUAAGAGCCAGUUGCCCGCUGAAGAGUGUGAGAAGCUGAAAAAAGAAAUUGCUGAUCUGCGCACCCUGCUGGCCAACAAGGAGACCGCCGAUCCAGAGGAGGUCAGGAAGGCUACCACUCAGCUGCAGCAGUCCUCACUGAAGCUCUUCGAGAUGGCAUACAAGAAGAUGUCCGCCGAACGCGAGAGCAGCUCCAGCGGUGGCAGCAGCAGCAGCAGUUCGGGCGAAACUUCUGGCGAGGCCAAGAAGGAGGAGAAGAACUAAAUUAGGCAAACAUAGUCGUAGUUGUUCCCAUAUUUCAUAAUAAUCACAUUUGGAUUUCGAUUAAGUUCUAUGUUAAAACAAAACAAAAGCACAUCAUAUUCCUGAUUCUUCAAAAUCAUAUAUAUAUAUUUAUGUAUAUAUAUAUAUAGUUCCCUGACCCCACUCAUAAGCAAAAAGGCAUUUACCCAAAUUAUAUUGUACCAUGCGAGGACCUACGACCCAAGAGAUGCUGACACCGACGAUCAACGAAACACAACUCGAAGUCACGACAGUUGCAUUAAGUUUUUUUUGUUUAUAAUGCACUCGAACGUCUGGAUCGGAAUCAAUUGUAAAUCUGUGGUGGAAGUUGUGUUGUGCUUACUGUAAGAUUUUCCUUAUUUUUACUUUACGUUUAUUUUAAACUAGUUUUAGUUGUACAAUAACGAGCACAGGCAGCACAAGCCAAAAUCUUACAAAAACCACAUGAGACAAUGGCACGUUGGCAGAUCGGAAGUCAUAAUUUAAGCAAAAUUUU